ACCAAGUUCUUCGUUGCAGCGAGUUGCCAAGAUUGUCGUCACCAAAACCUAAAGCGAAACCCAGGCAUUGGAGCAUCCCCACAUCAGAAUCGAAUCUAUUGCGAUGUGCUCUGUGGAUGCAUAGAAAGAAAGCAGACUGCAGUUGCAAACAGUAAGGUGCUUCAACCAAACAAGAUUGCUUCCGGAAAUAGUCUCCAACAUCUCUGGUUGCUUUGCUCACAACUUUGGAAACACAAACGCCAAAAGCCCCAACUACAAACACACGCGCCCACCUGAACCAUGAACGUUACUGCCAUUAAUCACCGAUUCAUUUCAAGCCGCAAAAGGCUCAGCAGCUCCAGCCUCACCUCAGAGACCGUCAAUUGUGACGAUAGCGUCUCCCUGAACUCCCUUGAAGAGGGACGUGGAUGCGGAGACUAUGCUGCCCUCAACAAACCCCUGUUGAUGGAAACGCCCGCAGCGAUGUCGAGGACUUGGAUGGAUUUCAUCCUGGAACCCACCAUCAGCAAGGGCCGCUUCUCCGUGCCCCUGCAGAGUGAAGCAAGGCCAUGGCUCAAAUAUCUAAUCUUGCUUCCCAUGUGCACAUUCUCGUACAUGCUCUUCUUCUCGUACUACUGGGCACCUCUCCUUGUCAAGAACGGAGCUUUGCAAUUCUUUGAGAACCUUUUGCGAAUGAACCAGUUCACCAUGCUCCUUCUUGGCGCGCUUGUCGCCCUUGGAGUUGCCUGCGAUGUCAUUGCUGAUAUUACAACUGGCAUCAUGUUGCUUCGUGGCCGCAGACGCCGCCACCUGCCAGAUCACAUUCCCCGUCUUACCCAUGCUGUCAUUGUGUGCAACUACAAGGAACCCUUGGAGACACUCAGGGCCACCAUUCAGAGCAUUGCCGACAACACUCUUGCAGACAACACCAUUGUCGUUCUCGCAUGCGAGGAACGUGACCCCACUGCAAACUCUACCUUCCAGUGCCUGGAUCAAGAGUUUGCUUCGUCCUUCUGUGCUUUCUUCAAGACCAGCCACAAGCUAGCUGAAGGAGAGAUUAUCGGGAAGAGCAGCAACGAGAACUUUGCUUGUCAAGAACUAUUCAAGUUUGUGCAGCAGCAAGGCAUGGACCCGUUCCAAGUCAUGGUCACCACCUGCGAUGCUGACAGUCUGUUCGAUCGCGUCUUCUUCGAGCAAGUCGAGGCUGAAUAUUGCCGAAUGCCUGAUGGACGACGCUUCAUCUACAACUCUCCGAUCAACACAUACCGCAACCUUCCAGAGUGCAAUGGCUUGGUCCGAGCCUUUGAAGUCUUGCGCUGUCAGUUCGAUACCUUCAAUGGAAUGACCGGUUUCCGUCCCGCCCAGUCAAACUACUCCCUCACUCUUGGAUUCGCCCACGAGAUGAACUUCUGGGAUCCCUCCAAUACUUCCGAAGACUUCCAUACUACCUUGAAGGCCAUGGCCAUGACAGGACUGGGCGAGUCUGUUGUGGUCAAAGUCUGGUCUCUAAUCCUCAAUGACUCAGUCACAGGCUUUCAAGACCGCUGGAUCCAAGCCAAGAGGCACAUGUGGGGCAUCGAGGAGGCAGCCUUUGUUGCAUCCCUGUUCCCCGUGAUCCGCCUGAACCAGUGGCUUGUCAUGUUUGGACGUGUUUGUAGCCAAAUGUUUGGCGUGUGCAUUCCUCUCUUCCUCUACUUCCUCUUCCGUCCCAUCCGAGACAUUUUCUUCGCCCUCGGUCCUGAGACCCAAUACUUGAUUGUCGGUUCGUACUUGGCUGUGACUCUUUACAACUGGGUCAAGAUGAUCAUCCGAGAGCUCUUCUUGUAUCGCUACAUCUUGUCUGGUCGUUCCUUGAUGAUGAAACGUUCACUUGGAGAGUGGUUGCAGCUCAUCUUCUUCUGGCCAGUGAUGGUACAGGUGGCAAGUAUCAUCUUUGCAACUUGUGCUACGUGGAGAAUGCUGAUCCAUGCCGUCUUUCACGAAACAUUGACCUACGUCACAGCCCCCAAAGCGCUGAACACACUUACCGUUACCCAUGCCAACGAUACCGGAGACGUCAAGCCGAAGAAGGGCAUCUAAACAAUGCACUUUCAGUUCAUACAGGUCCACAAAAGCAGGUACAACACUUCAUGUUGCAUUAUUCCAACCAAAUCAAAUACAUAAGUCCAAUUCUUAGCUUGAUCUGUACGGUAGCCUCUAC
This is a messenger RNA of Seminavis robusta, 2179 nucleotides long. NCBI's taxonomy places the organism in Eukaryota, Bacillariophyta, Bacillariophyceae, Naviculales, Naviculaceae. The record is from the annotation of a GenBank genome assembly.